AUUCGGGAAAAGCUCGUCACCUUGUCACCUUGUCACCUUGUCUCCUUGUCUCCUUGUCUCCUUGUCUCCUCAGGUGAGGAACCUGUUAAUGUCCAGACAGAGUCCGAAGUCCGGUCGUCACGGCAGCAAGAGGAUCAAAUCAAGCAGCAGUGAAGAGCGGGACUGUUCGGGUCUGGACGAGGACACGCUGUCCCGGCUUGUGGAGGUGCUGAGUGUCGGAGACAUUCCCUGGAGGAGACUGGCAGAGAAGCUGGGGAUGAUGACGCUGACGCACCUGUACCAGGACAGUGCGACACCGUGCCACCACCUGCUGCAGCACUACAAGUUGGGGGGGGGUCCGCUCGACGGCCUCGUCGACGCUCUUCAGUCGCUCGGUUUGUCUGACGGAGUCCAACUGCUGAGAAGCUCUGAGCAGAGAGAGGACAAACACAACACAGAUGCCACCGUCGACAGCGGCUUCGGCAGCCAGCCAAUGGAAGAGGAGGAGCCGCCUGUAGCCAAUCAGUGACGGGCAAGAAAGGAAAUCAGACAUUGGGCAGCAUGUGGUCCUGGUCUUGGCCCUGGGUUUUAAUCUUGGUCUUGUUUUUAGUCUGGUCCUGGUCUGGUCCUGGUCUGGUCCUGGUCCUGGUCCUGGUCUGGUCCUGGUCUGGUCCUGGUCUGUGCGCAGGUGGACUUCACUGUGCAGACUGUCCAGCUGAGACUGUGGCUGUUUGGUUUCACAGACUCUGUUGUUUCACUUGCAGAGGAAACGACCAUCGUUCAAAAAGACAAAAUAAAAAUAAUCAACAGGAUUUUUAUAAGUUACUGAAAAAUAGAGACUAAAAUAAUUCAAGCCAUUUUAAAUAAAAAUACUAAUUCAUCAUGAAGAUGAAUCACAGGAAGAAACGUGUUUUAUUUCUUAACAUUUGUCUUUUUUUUCAGCUACUUUACAUUUUUCAUUAAUUUAUUUUUUGUUUUUAUUUGAGUUGUUUCAGCUUAUUUCCGUUUUAUGACUUUUUUUUAUGACAGACAUCGACUGCAGAGAUUUGAUUCUUCAGGAGAAAUCUGUGCUGUGUUUACAUUGUGUGUGUGUGUGUGUGUGUGUGUGUGUGUGUGUGUGUGUGUGUGUGUAAUACCUGAAGAAGUGAUCUGCUUCUUCACCUCUGUCAAAACUGGAAUUUCCUCUUCUCUGUGAGCUCCUGAACGCAGCACAGAUGUUUUAUAUCUUAUUUCUGUCAAAAUAAAAAAGAACAUGUGAUGAAUAAACACGUUUCUAAGG
Messenger RNA from Paralichthys olivaceus (Japanese flounder), 1258 nucleotides. The record is from RefSeq and is a predicted model, not a curated record. Lineage: Eukaryota; Metazoa; Chordata; Actinopteri; Pleuronectiformes; Paralichthyidae.